Molecule: messenger RNA, 3469 nt
Organism: Amborella trichopoda
Lineage: Eukaryota; Viridiplantae; Streptophyta; Magnoliopsida; Amborellales; Amborellaceae
Product: acetyl-coenzyme A carboxylase carboxyl transferase subunit alpha, chloroplastic
Biological process (GO): fatty acid biosynthetic process
Cellular component (GO): acetyl-CoA carboxylase complex
Molecular function (GO): carboxyl- or carbamoyltransferase activity; acetyl-CoA carboxylase activity
Source: RefSeq, a predicted model, not a curated record
AGAUAUCAUCGAAAUUGAAUUGCAGGCCAAAGAACAAUUAAACAGGUGAAAAGAAGAAAGGGGCAUUGGGCGAACCAGUCGAUGCUGCUAACUAAGACGAAAUACAAAACCCUACUUUCCAGAGAGCGUAUUCGCAAAUGCUCUUGUCCCGGUUCUAAACCCUAGCUUACUUGGUCAGAUUCUCUGUUUUCGAGCUUAUCAAUGGCGUUCUCAUGGAUCAAAGCCCUAUGUUUCUAGCUGGGAUUUCUUGCCUUUUGAGCUCGAUUAUUGUGUAAAUGGCGUUAUGUCGGUUCUGGAAAGCUUAGUUCUUUAGCUCAAGAAUGGUGUUUUGGGAUAUUUUACCAGAGAGGAACCGCCGCCUUCUUGAAAACCAGUUCUAAACUCAAAGCUGAUAUUAUUGUGACAGUUGAUGCCUUAUCAGUUGCUGGAAAUCUUCGAGAUACAUGUUGUAAGCCAUCACUCGAAGGUUCUUUGCAUUGUAAAUUAGGUUUGUGAAAUGUAUUCUUCCUCUAUUUCUCGAGGAGUGGAAGGUGGCUCCCUUGUUUGUGCUCACAAGGGUUUGGCCUCGGAUCUACUUACUACUUCUUUCAAGGGAAGCCAUGCCAUUCGGUUAAAGGAUCUGGGAAGGACUAGGGUUAGAAUCCGUCAAGGUUUCCGAGUAUUUGCAAAGAUUGGAAAGGGGAAGAAGCAUGAUUACCCAUGGCCUGACCCAGAUCAGGUAGACCCAAAUGUUAAGGGAGGUCAUCUAAGUUACCUGUCCCAUUUUAAGCCAUUGCCAGAGAAGCCCAAGCCUGUGACUCUCCCUUUCGAGAAACCACUUGUUGAUCUAGAGAAGAAGAUAAAUGAUGUACAAAAAAUGGCUGAUGAAACAGGAUUGGACUUCACUGAUCAGAUUAGUUCUUUGGAGAGCAAAUAUCAACAGGCUUUGAAAGAUCUUUACACACAUCUGACUCCAAUUCAACGGCUAAGUAUUGCUCGGCAUCCUAACCGGCCAACUUUUCUUGAUCAUGUGUUAAACAUAACCGACAAGUGGGUGGAGCUUCAUGGGGAUCGUGCGGGUUAUGAUGAUCCAGCCAUUGUGUCUGGUAUUGGAAGCAUAGAUGGCAAAAGCUACAUGUUCAUAGGUCAUCAAAAGGGUAGGAACACAAAGGAAAACAUCCACCGCAACUUUGGAAUGCCCACGCCUCAUGGGUAUCGGAAGGCCUUGCGUAUGAUGCACUAUGCUGAUCACCAUGGAUUUCCCAUCAUCACAUUCAUUGACACACCUGGAGCUUAUGCUGACAUUAAAUCAGAGGAGCUCGGUCAGGGGGAGGCAAUUGCCCAUAAUUUGAGGACCAUGUUUGGCCUCAAAGUACCAAUCGUUAGUGUUGUCAUUGGGGAAGGUGGUUCUGGUGGGGCUCUUGCGAUUGGCUGUUCAAAUAAGAUGCUUAUGCUGGAGAAUGCUGUCUUCUAUGUAGCCAGCCCAGAAGCAUGUGCUGCGAUCUUGUGGAAGACUGCCUCAGCAUCUCCUAAGGCAGCUGAGAGGCUUAAGAUUACUUCCAGUGAACUGUGCAGGAUCAAAAUUGCAGAUGGGAUUAUUCCUGAACCUCUUGGUGGAGCACAUACUGACCCAGACUGGACUUCCCAGCAGAUAAAGAUUGCUGUCAUGGAGGCCAUGGAUGAGCUCACGCAAAUGGACGCAGAUACCCUUCUAAAACAUAGGUAUCAGAAGUUCCGAGUGAUUGGUGGCUUCCAAGAAGGUAUCCCUAUAGACCCAGAGCGAAAGCGAAACAUGAAAAAAUCAGACCCGGUUCUCCUUUCUACCCUAGAUCAAGAAGUUGAAGAGCUAAAGGAGAAGCUUCAAGAAGCCAAGAAACCUCUAGAAGUUUUCACCAACCUCAAGCAAAAGGUUGACAAAGAGAUAGAAGAAGCCUUAGAGUCUCUAGGGCUCAAGAGCAAAAUUGAAGAUCUCCGCCAAGAGUUGGCAGAAUCUGGCAGUCCAUCUGACCCCAGUGUAAAGGCCAAGCUCGAGGAGCUAACCCAGGAGGUCAUCCAGUGUUUGCCAGAGGAGUUAAAACAGAAAGUGGAGGCGUUAACCAGAGUUACGAAAGUGUUACCCAGAGUUAAGAAAGUGUUGGAUGAGAGAGCCGAGGCUGAGAGGAUUAAGAAGGAAGUUAACCAGGUGUUUGGCCAAGAAGAGGCUAAGGAGAAGAUUAUUAUAUUGAAGGAGGCGAGGGAGAAGGGGGAGCAGCUUCAAGAAGCCAAGAAACCUCUAGUAAAUUUCACCAAGCUCAAGCAAGAGGUUGACAAAGAGAUAGAAGAGGCCUUAGAGUCUCUAGGGCUCAAUGGCAGAUUCAAAGAUCUCCGCAAAGAGUUGGCCGAAUCUGGCAGUCCACCUGACCCCGGUGUAAAGGCCAAGCUCGGGGAGCUAAUCCAGGAGGUCGACCAGUGUUUGCCGAAGGAGUUAAAACAGAAAGUGAAGGCGUUAACCAUACUUGAAAAAGAAUUGGACAAGAGAACCAAGGCUGAGAGGAUUAAGAAGGAAAUUAACCAGGUGUUUGGCCGAGAAGAGGUUAAGGAGAAGAUUAUUGCACUGAAGGAGGCGAGGCAAAAGGGGGAACAGUUGGAUCCAGAUCGGACAGUCGAGAUUGAAAAUUUGAAGAAGGGUUUGGUGGAGGUUUUGGGGUCACUUAAUGUGGCGGUUGUACCACCAAAUUUGGGGAAGGUGGUGGUGGAGAUAGGCAAAGAGAUUAAGAAGGCAGCAGGUUUGGCAGGGGUUGGGGGUAAACUAGCAGAGCUUAAGAUGGAGUUGAGCAAAGGGGAAGGUGCUGAUAAAAAUAAAGCGAAGGAGUUGGUGUUGGAAAUUAGGAGAGAGAUAACGAAGGCCCUAGAUUUGGAAGCAAUUAGAGAGAAGGCGGGGAAGGCAAUUGGAGAGAAGGCGGGGAAAGCUGUGGAGGUGUUGGUGGAGGAGCCAAUUGGGGAUAAUGGGGAGUCUGUGGAUGAAGAAGCAACCAGUGUAUCAUCGGCUGAGAUAACGAAGGCCCUAGAAUUGAAGUCCAUUAGAGAGAAGGCGAGGAAAGAUGUGGUGGUUUUGGUGGAGGAGCCAGUUGUGGAUAAUGGGGAGUCAGUGGACGAAGAAGCGGCCAGUGUAUCAUCGGCUGAGGUCGAACUUGGGUUGAGCAAUGGAUAUGUUGGACAGGGAAUUAUCCAAUGAAAAUAGAUGGGAAUGGAUAGAGUGGGACCAACGUGACCAGGACGUAACGACAAUGGUUCACUUUCUGUUGUCGAUCACCUUGGCCGGUUUCUUGAAUGGUGAUGAUCCCACUGGAUUCCCAUUUUUCUUUGUAGCUCAAUUUCUUUUAUGGAAAAUUUGUAUAAACUGCUUUAGAAAUCGAGUUUUGUGCAUUAACAAUGAAAAACUCGUCUUUAGAACAAUGACAUAAGUAUGAGGGAAAGAUUUAUAUUUGAAAUUAUGAGGGAAUUAUUUCUA